Messenger RNA from Lathyrus oleraceus (garden pea), 1693 nucleotides. Its product is annotated as elongation factor 2. The record is from RefSeq and is a predicted model, not a curated record. Gene Ontology annotation, cellular component: ribonucleoprotein complex; cytosol. Gene Ontology annotation, molecular function: GTPase activity; GTP binding; ribosome binding. The annotation marks the transcript as partial. Gene Ontology annotation, biological process: translational elongation. NCBI's taxonomy places the organism in Eukaryota, Viridiplantae, Streptophyta, Magnoliopsida, Fabales, Fabaceae. The transcript has a single exon.
UUCAAAAAAAAAAAAAAAAAACCAUGGAUCACUUGGUUUGUUUGUAUUCAGAGGUAUUGUGUUGAGAAUUUGUAUGAAGGUCCCCUUGAUGAUCAAUAUGCUACUGCUAUCAGAAAUUGUGAUCCUGAUGGUCCUCUCAUGCUUUAUGUGUCAAAGAUGAUUCCAGCAUCUGAUAAAGGAAGGUUUUUUGCCUUUGGCCGUGUCUUUGCUGGUAAAGUUUCAACAGGUUUGAAGGUCAGAAUUAUGGGACCAAAUUUUGUACCUGGGGAGAAGAAAGAUUUGUAUGUGAAGAGUGUUCAGAGAACUGUCAUUUGGAUGGGAAAGAGGCAGGAGACUGUUGAAGAUGUUCCUUGUGGUAACACAGUUGCUUUGGUUGGUUUGGAUCAAUUUAUCACCAAGAAUGCUACUCUGACAAAUGAGAAGGAAGUCGAUGCACACCCUAUUCGUGCUAUGAAGUUUUCUGUCUCACCUGUUGUGCGUGUUGCUGUUCAGUGCAAGGUUGCUUCAGAUCUUCCUAAGCUUGUUGAAGGUCUCAAGCGUCUUGCUAAGUCAGAUCCUAUGGUUGUUUGUACCAUUGAGGAGUCUGGAGAACACAUUGUUGCUGGUGCAGGAGAGCUUCAUCUAGAAAUCUGUUUGAAGGACUUGCAGGAUGAUUUCAUGGGUGGGGCUGAAAUUGUCAAAUCCGACCCUGUUGUGUCAUUCAGAGAGACUGUUCUUGAGAGGUCAUGCCGCACAGUGAUGAGCAAGUCUCCCAACAAGCACAACCGUUUGUAUAUGGAAGCAAGAUCACUGGAAGAUGGGCUUGCAGAGGCCAUUGAUGAUGGCAAGAUUGGACCAAGGGAUGACCCCAAGAUUCGUUCUAAAAUCUUGUCAGAAGAGUAUGGUUGGGAUAAGGAUCUUGCUAAGAAAAUCUGGUGUUUUGGACCUGAGACCACUGGACCCAACAUGGUGGUUGAUAUGUGUAAGGGAGUUCAGUACUUGAAUGAAAUCAAGGAUUCUGUAGUUGCAGGGUUCCAAUGGGCAUCCAAAGAAGGUGCUUUGUCAGAAGAAAACAUGAGAGGUAUCUGCUUUAAAGUGUGUGAUGUUGUGUUGCACACUGAUGCUAUUCACAGAGGUGGUGGUCAGGUCAUUCCUACUGCCAGGAGAGUCAUCUACGCGUCACAGCUGACAGCCAAACCCAGGCUUCUUGAGCCUGUUUACAUGGUUGAAAUCCAAGCUCCUGAGCAAGCUCUUGGUGGUAUCUACAGUGUUCUUAACCAGAAACGUGGUCACGUGUUUGAAGAAAUGCAGAGGCCUGGUACUCCACUUUACAACAUCAAAGCAUACCUUCCUGUUAUUGAGUCUUUUGGAUUCUCCAGCCAAUUGAGGGCUGCAACAUCUGGGCAGGCUUUCCCUCAGUGUGUGUUUGAUCACUGGGACAUGAUGUCCUCGGAUCCAUUGGAGGCUGGUUCACAAGCUUCAGUACUUGUUACUGAUAUUCGUAAGAGAAAAGGUUUGAAGGAGCAGAUGACCCCACUCUCUGAUUUUGAAGACAAGAUUUAAAUUUAUAACUGUUUUAUUUUUAUCAUGAUUUUAAUCUCUAUAAUACUUUGUUACCCUAGUUUUUAUAGUUCAGUAUCCUGAGUUUUGUUUCUGGCUUUGUUUUGCCAGUGAAUUAUGCUGUGUAUUUCGGAAUAUUAAUGUUUGCAUUGUA